AUGGCACUAGAUACUGGCCUCCAAGGCGUUCAUGUCCUAAUCACAGGAGCAUCUGGGGGCAUCGGAAUCGAGGUAACACGCAGCUUUCUCCAGCUUGGUGCCAAAGUCUCUGCCCAUUACAACAGCUCUCAACGAGAACUCUCCGAGAUCAGUUCAUCCAGCUUGAAAGCAAUACAAGCAGAACUGACUCGCGAGGACGAUAUCGUCAAGCUUUUCGACGCAGCCGAGGAAGCGUAUGGCACUCCAGUUCAGAUCCUAAUUGUCAAUCAUGGUGUGUGGCCGACACAAUCAGUCGAGCUCGCAGAUAUGACGCUCUCUCAGUGGCGAAAUACCCAUGCUGUCAACCUUGAUGGCUCCUUUCUCUUGUGUCGCGACUUUCUGCGUCGUCUGCGUGGGAAAUCUGCACAAAUAUUAGAGCCUGUCAGCAUCUGCUUCAUUGGAAGCACUGCAGGCAAGUUUGGUGAAGCAGACCAUGCCGACUAUUCAAGCACAAAAUCAGCAUUGAUGUAUGGUCUCACGAGAAGUCUGAAGAACGAAAUUAUCAGAAUAGCACCAAAAGGGAGAGUCAACAGCGUUGAUCCCGGUUAUGUCAAGACACCUUUGGUGGAGGAAGUUACGAAGAAUGAAAAGCUCAUGGCAGUAGCACUGGCCAGCACUCCUUUACGGAAAACCGCACUGCCAAUUGAUAUUGCGAACCAAGUUGUGGUUGUCAGCAGUCCAACUUUAAGCGGACAUCUAACAGGCGUAAAUGUUUCUGUUGAUGGAGGGAUGGAGGGGCGGUGUCUGUUUCCACCUCAGGCUUAA
Exophiala bonariae is the source of this 804-nucleotide messenger RNA. RefSeq lists its product as uncharacterized. NCBI's taxonomy places the organism in Eukaryota, Fungi, Ascomycota, Eurotiomycetes, Chaetothyriales, Herpotrichiellaceae. The record is from RefSeq and is a predicted model, not a curated record. The transcript has a single exon. The coding region runs from base 1 to 804 and encodes 267 amino acids.